This is a messenger RNA of Cyprinus carpio (common carp), 8048 nucleotides long. RefSeq names its product leucine-rich repeat and calponin homology domain-containing protein 4-like. Gene Ontology annotation, molecular function: protein binding. The record is from RefSeq and is a predicted model, not a curated record. NCBI's taxonomy places the organism in Eukaryota, Metazoa, Chordata, Actinopteri, Cypriniformes, Cyprinidae.
CCCCGCCCCUUCUGUUCUCGGCUCGCUGCAGCACAAGGACUGUCAACGCACCACGCAACUUUGCUCAGUCACUGGAUUUUACUUCACUUUUGAGUACAAAAACUUAGUUUUCUGAGGUGUAACGUUAUUAGAUCGGCCUCGGAUGAGAUGGAGGUUUAGGAGGGCUGAUUGUCAUUGAAAAGAGUAAGAUUUGGGUCAUAUUUAGUGUUUGAUGGCUGCUGGGGAUGGAGCGCAGCUGCCGGCGACCGUAGCGGCCAGCAGGAGCGUGGAGAAGGCGCUGGAAGAGGCUGCGUCCAGCGGAGCGCUCAUCCUCUCCAAUCGCAAACUCAAAGAGUUCCCCCGCACCGCCAAGAACUAUGACCUGUCCGACAUCACACACGCAGACCUGUCAAAGAACCGGCUCUGUGAGGUGCCAGAGGAGGUGUGUCAGUUUGUCUCUUUGGAGACGCUCAGCCUGUACCACAACUGUGUGCGAUCCCUCACACCCAACCUGUGCCAGCUGCAAGCCCUCACCUACCUCAACCUCAGUCGUAACCAGCUGUCCAGUCUACCGCCGUCAGUAUGUCAGCUCCCUCUCCUGCGGGUGCUCAUCGUCAGCAACAACAAGUUAUCAGCCAUACCGGCCUCCAUACACACACUCAUACACCUGCGACAACUGGACGUGAGCUGUAAUGAGCUGCAGUCACUUCCUGUUGAGCUCGGCCAGUUAGAAUGUUUAAGGGAUUUAAAUCUGAGAAGAAAUCAGCUUACAAUUUUACCAGAAGAGCUGUCAGAGAUGCCGCUUGUCCGUCUGGAUGUGUCUUGCAACCGCAUAUCGCACGUGCCUGUGUGCUACCGUCAUCUCCGGCACCUCCAGAGCAUCAUUCUUGACAACAACCCCCUCCAAAUGCCCCCCGCCCAAAUCUGCUCCAAAGGAAAGUUCCACAUCUUUAAAUAUCUGAACAUGGAGGCCUGCAAAAGGACUCAGGACCAGUUUGAGAAAGCUCUGCGGAACACCGCCUUCAACAGCUGUCUGGAUCAGGACCUGUUCCCCGGUCAGUAUGGUGGCCUGGAUUCUGGCUUUAACAGCGUGGACAGCGGUAGCAAAAGAUGGUCAGGAAAUGAGUCUGCUGAUGAUUUCUCGGAACGGUCGCUGCGAUUGACGGACAUUUCCCGAGAACACACAAAUUUUCAGGAGGAAGAGGAGAGAAAUAUAUUGCUAGAUACACCCAAAGUGAAUGGAGACCUGGAGCAAGUGGAUUUUAUAGACAACACUGUAACGGAGGAAGAAGAUGAGAGGUGUCACCCCCCACAGGAAAAGAGUGAAAGUACCAGCAGCACACCCUCCCAGAGCCCUGAAUCUACAUGCAGCAGGAUAUUUGUGAUUGGAGAUGGUUCAGACUCCGGCUCACCACCCAGUCCCACAUUAGAAGAGAGAAGGAGACCGGGAAACCUGCUCAUCUGGCAGGAGAGAGAGAGAGCCCAACAGCAGAGAGCCCGAGCUAGCACUUUGCAGAAGUUGACUGUAAAAACAGGAAGUAACUUGGCGACGACGUCGAAGCACGGAGGAACAGGAAGUGUUUCAGGUGGUGAUUCUGAUAGCAACUCUCCACCCAAUGGCCUGAAGCAGAGAUGUGCAAGUGUAGAUCAGGUUUCUCCAUCCUCUCAAUCGGGGUCUUUACAACGCUCCAUCAGUCGCACAGAUGCGUCCUCUGCGAAGCCCUGUUCUCCUCCAGGUUCUGCUCCCAAACCCAACAGCUUUUUAUUCCGCACAUCCUCACGCUGUAACGUCAAGACGGGAUCAGGAAACAGUUUGGCGGAGUCUGGCCGCAGUGACUCCCGCUCCACACUCAGAUCCCCUCGAGAGGAGAGAACAGACGUCCUGCAGCUGUGCAAAACUCUGGAGUCUGGUGUUAUGUUUUCUUUGGGUUAUGGUAUGGGAGUUGUGUUGUGGAAUGGCACAGUUCUCUGCCAGUUGGCCAAUCACCUACGACCUCGUUCUGUGCCAAUCAUCCACAUCCCCUCACCGGCGGUGCCAAAGCUGAGUGCUGCCAAGUGCCGCCUCAAUGUCGAAAACUUCAUUGCUGCAUGUCGUAGACUGGGAGUCCCUGAGAUGGAGUUGUGUUUAGCGUCUGAUAUCCUGUGCAGUAAGCUCUCUGCAGUGCACCGCUGUGUGACGGCGCUCCUGGCAAAAGCAGGAGGAGAGGAGGAGGUGAACGAGGACGACGGCGGCACCUCUCCCUCUGUCUCUCCUUCCUCCCCUUUUUCCACCGGCUUCCUGCUCUUCUACUCUCUCCUCAUGGCUUUGCUCUAUCUGUUCUACUGCUACCUUACAGCAUAGUGUGAGCGAGUAUCAAUGUGUAAAUGUAAUGGAUUUUAAAGUCCAUCAUCUCUGUACUGUGUACACUGUCACACACACCGUUGACGCCGUCUGACAUUUAUAUAUAUAAAUAUAUCAAAGCAAAUUUCUUACCCAUAAUGCCUUUGAGCUUACUCGUUAAAGCUCCAUACAGAUAUCUUAAAAGGUUAGUUGUAGGUCUUCAGAACUACAGUAGUGAAAUAUUGAAAUAUAUUACAAACGAUCAAACGUCUUGAUCAAAUAUCCACAUUUUUCCACACCACAAUGCUCAUAAACAGCUCAUUAAUGGCCACACACUGCUUUUUUAUAUAGAGGAUGUGGAAUUCAUCUGUACAUAGACAUGGUUUCCACUAAUGAAGGGCUUUUCCACCUGAUUGCCUUAGCAUCACUGUUGAUCCCAGGAUAGUUUAGACACAUUCUAGUGGUCUUUGCAAGGGAUCUUGUUAUCCUAAGAGUUUUAAAGCACUGGCACAAAUUCCCCAUCCCUUUUUUUUAAUCUCUUGAAGGGCUUUAAAAUGACUUGUAUUUGGUCCUCAUUGAAGUGCCUCAGAAGCUUGUAGGUUCCCUCUGUUCACGCAGCAGUGCAAAUUAGUUUGUAGCAUCUGGUAAACAGUCUGUUUAACAGUGACUAACAGUGUGGUGAUGGUACUUCUCAGCUGAAUUUGCUUUAAUUCACACGUUGUGGAAAUCUGUUAGGGUCAGGGCUGAGUGGAUUUUUUCGCUUUCCUUUUCUUGUUUUGUUGACUGUGACCAUCAGAGGGCAGUGCUGUUACUAAACUGUUCCUUAAACACUUUUUGACGGUACUAAUAUGAUUCAAAGCUGUGUUAACUUGUUCCUUUUUUUUUGUUUUGAAUGUUCCUUUUGGUUUUCUUGAGAGCAUCUUUAAUAUAAUUCUUAUAUGCAAGCGGUUGAAGAUUAAGUUAUUGUUUCAGUUUAUUUAUGUUCUGCUGAAGCUGCAUUUGGUGGAAACCCAGUCUCAUUGAGCACAUUACGGAAAUUUGACUAAUUAAAUUGAACAAAUUAAUUGAGUACCGGUAAUAUAAUUUAGAUGAAGCUGGAAUUUCUUUUUUUUAAAUUUGCAUGUGUGGAUGCACAAUAUGGCAAUGCAGACAUCGCCAAAUGACAAAUUGCACCAUUUUUUAAAUUAACGAUGAAACGGCUGUGAGUUAUGCUUCUCCACAGCCUUCUUCGUCUGCCGUUUCCUGUUUCUAAAUGCGGCCGUAGUGGUUUUGUAGUCCUGUAAUGUGCCAUGAGCACCCAUCUUCCCCGGUGCUGUAUGCUGAUGUUGCUUUUGUAUUCCGUGCCUACUUAAUGUGAUUUAGGAGCUUUGCCGACAGUUUACUAACGAGCAGCUUCUCAUCUGGAGAGAACGAUAAGAGGAGAGAGAGAGAGAGAGACUGGGAAAUAAGGCUAGGUGAAGGGAUAUGCUAUAACUAGUUACCAACACAGCGUCCCUUACCCUACGAUGUCUUAAACAUAUUUUAAGAGGGUUUGUUCAGGAGUAAGUUGAUGAGGUUUUUAUAAUAUUGUAGAUUGUUGUCAAUGCUAAAGCUAAUCGUUAUAGACAUUUUCAUUUAAAAUGUCCACUCUGAUAAUAAACUCAGACUUCACAUUUAGCAUAGAUAGACUUCCUCACAGUUGCUUGAGAAGCUUCAGCCAUAUAAAAAAAAUAUUGUGAUGUGAACAUGUUGAAGGGUUUUAUAGAGGAGACAUACGCUAGACUCAGUUUAGAAGGCACUAGAUCUACAUGAAUGUUUCCGUCCAAAUGUUACCUAGUGGAAACUCUUGCAACACAUGAAAUGUAUUUUGUGAUAUUUAUAAAAUACUGUGUAUUUAAGAAAUUUAUAUUGAUAUAAAGAUUUGUUUUGUCUGUAAAGAAAUUAUUAAAAAACUGAAACACUGAUUUUUAUGUUUUGUCUGCUGCUUUACAUGUGCUUUAGUCAAAUGUUCAUGACUGACUGUUGCUCUCGCUCAUGAUUAAUUCUGCUUUAGUUCUUUCUCUCUCUGCUGAGGAUGAAAUCCUCACGUCAGCUCGUCUCUGUAGCUAAUGAGUCCAGAUAUUCUGUGCCCUUUACCAAAAGGUAAGUGUUGAUCCAUUGUGUGGGUAGUAGAAAACAAAGAAAAAGAGAAGUAUACACUAUGCUGCACAGUGGGGUCCAAAGUCUAAGACCACAUUGAAAAUAUUUUUUCCCCCACAGACCUGUGGACUGUAGACUGCUGCUUCCGUUAAAGGGAUCCUAUUAUGCUCUUUUACAAAGUCUUGAUUUUGUUUGUGGGUGUACUAGAACAGGCUCUCAUACUAGGUUGUUUGAAAUACACAUUAUUUUUCACACAUUUUACAUUAUUACAACACCUCUCUCCCCAGUCUGGCAUGUACGGCUCGAAUAGUUCCUGUAUCAAAUGAAGGCCCGCCUUCUGAAAUACGAGAUGUUCUGUGAUUGGUUAGCCGGGUCCCGUAUGUUCUGAUAAUAAAAUAUCUCCUUUUGAAUUGGACUUUGAGCUUUAAAAUUUGCAAAAAAAAAUUUAUGCUCAAACAGCAACAUUACAGACUGACUAAAGUUAAAAAAGUGAAAAAACAUAAUAGCACCCUUUUAAAGCAAAAAAAAUCAUUUUUUUUUUUUUCAAUUCAGAUUUUUACUGAUUGCUAAAUAUAAUAUUUGCUUGAUGACAGAAUUGGGGGAAAGAAAUCUGAAAAAUGCUUUUUGAGACUUGUGGACCCUAGUGUGUGCUUGUUUAUACUGAAAGCUAGUUUAUACUCUACCGUUCAAGAGUUUGGGGUUGAAAGAAGUUUCUUGUGGUCAGCAAGGCUGCAUUUAUUUGAUCAAAAAUACAGUAAAAACUGAUAUUUUGAAAUAAUAGAACUGUUUUCCAUUUUCAGCAGUCAUUACCCCAGUCUUCAGUGUCACAUGAUCCUUCAGAAAUCAUUCUAAUGCUGAUUUGCUGUUCAAGAAACAUUUGUUAUGAUCAGUGAUGAAAACAGUCGUACUACUGUACAUAUUUUUGUGGAAACAGUGAUAAGUUUUUUUCAUGAAUAGAAAGUUCCAAAGAACAAAUUUAUUUGAUAGAUAAUAUCUUCAAUGUGUCAUUAUUGAUGUUGUUACUGUAACUUUUGAUCAACUGAAUGCGUCUGGUAUGCAUACAGUACAUGCUCGUAUAAAAUGCAAUGUUCUUAAGAGUUUUUGAUAUAUAACUGUACAAUAGAACUGUCCUUUAGAUGAAAAUAUAUUACCACCCAUCAGCACAAACAACUUUACAAACCCAAGAACAAAGAAAAUAAGUAAGCAAUUAAGUGUUCACACACUAAGUUAACACAACCAGCUAUUACUAGUCAUAUAGUGACAAUGGAGCUUUAGCUCAUUCUACUUUUCAAACACAUUGCUUAUUAUUUAAAUGCAACGGUUCAGGUUUUGACCAUAGACAGUGACUCUGCAGGAAGUGUUCGAAAGAACUGUAAAGCUGCUUCAAGCGUUUGUACAAUUAAUCAACACUUAAAAUAGAUGAAUGUCAUUCCCCCUUUUUAAAUCAUCAAAGACUUUCUUCCUAGCACACUUGCCAGUGUUACAGUGUAAAUGCACUGAUUAGGACGCUAUCAGACACUGAAAUCAUGUGAAGCACCUUAUCUGCGUACAGGCGUACUUUCAUCAAGCAAUUAUUUUGGUCACUUCUGUACUCAUUAAACUGUGUCAAAGCAGGCGAGUGAAUACUUACGUGCUCAUUUAAUUUCUGUUUAUUAUUUUUAAUUAUUUAUUAAUUAACUGGCCAGCUCAUUUUUCACUUUGACAUUAUAAAGUGCUUUGUGUUCAUAGGGGAGAACAGUUGCUAUUAACCCUCUAUGGUGUCGCUUUUUCUUGUAAUUAUGGAACAUAAAAAAAAAUGGCUUUACCAUUAGAGAAAAUCUAUUUUCAUUUCAGAAUUCUCCUAUAAUUAAGCAUGUGUUUCUUUUAUGAAUUGAUGAAUUUGUGCAUUUGGAACUACCAACUCUUUGUUUAUAAUACUAUUCUAAAGUAGAGUCAUCAUGCGCUCUUAUUGACGGUAUUAUUUAACUUUUCUGAACACAUGAAUCACAUAAAUCAUAAUUGAGUUCUAGAUUAUUAUAAUUACAAAAAACCCUUCCAAAUAAAUAAUUCCAGUAAUAACUGGUGCCCCUAACAAUAAAGAAAUUCAUCACUGCCGAUUGCCAUAUGGCUGCAUUCAUAUUUUCUCAGUUUACUGUAAAGCUGUAUUAGUAAACUUGACAAUAUAUGAGCAUAAACACCCAUUUUAACAGAGAAGCAGCAAAAACCCAGAUGCAGAAGAAAUGUUUUUAAUGGGGCAACAAGAAGAGCUCUUGAGCAUGUGUUGACCCCUAUUAAAAAACGAUUUACUUGUCUUCAAAACGACAUUAUUGGCUUCUUUAAAGACUUAUUUUAAUUCAAAUAUGCCACGCCAAUGUUUUUUUUUUUUCUUCUUCUUCUUCUGAAAAACAAGACAGUGAAUUGUUUCCAUAUGGCCACAUGGCACAAUAGAGGGUUAAAAACAAUACGUUCACACUGUAAUACUGCUGCACUUUUAUUGUGUUAAAGCAAUGAGCUUACUGCAAAAUCCGAUACAUACUGCAUGUGAUAUACAUCUUGAAUAUGGCAAUAAAAGCCUUUUAUCAAAUGCAACUCAUACAUAAUCUGUACUUAAUGUAUGCAGCUAAGGUUGACUGAACUUAAUAAUUGGAACGCAUGAUGAAUUUUCAAGAUGGUGAAGUGCUGGCUUGUUAUGCUCCACUCACUGUACUUCACCCUGGGAUGAAAUAGCAUCCUCUCUGUGAAGUGCUAUAACUGCAUGGCUGCGUCUCUGAGAGACGGUGUCUUAAACGCCACUGCUGUGCGAUAGCCUCUGCAAUUCAAAGAAAUGAUUUUGCGAUCAAGUGCUGUGCUGCAUGCAUUGCCUGCCCUUCCUAUAUCACGUGUUUCAGACUGUCACAAGUGCCUCUCGUUGCCACUUUGCUUAUGUGAUCAUGUCUGCAUUUGGGGAGUAUCUUGCAUGUUGUGGGUCCUUGAGACGACAGAUGGGAGUUGCAUGUCUCAACCAUCCUUAGGUGCAUGGAAAGCUUUUCAUAUUGAGGUCUAGGAUCUUGCUUGUCUAAACAGAGUGCACUUCACGCUUUAGAAUCUCCUCUUAGAAGCAUAUAUUGUGGAUUUCAGGGCCUGCAAUACAAGAAGCAAUGCUCCCGGAGCUGUCUGACUAUGCCAAGUUGUUUUAUUGCUUAUUUUAUGCUCUUUUUUGUGUAAACAAACUUAUAUUGGUAUUCUUUUUUUAUCAUCAAAUCCCACUAGGACACACUGUGUCCGCCGCAGCUGAUUCUGGAGGAAGAGGGGCUCACUCGCAUCGCUCAGACCGUUCAGGCGCUUUUGGAGUUGCCCACGUCAGGUGCCCGUCGCUCAUCCCGUCAGGACCCCUCAGGGCUUCCUCUUCAAUCCACGACUCAAAAUCAAGAUGCCACCUCCUAGUGAUCAAGUCAUUAUUUCCAGCACAUUUCAGUUGCAUGAUGUAUUAUUAUUUUUUUUUUUUUUAUGUUAGAAUUUUUGAUCAGGAGCCAUCAUGUAAUAAUACCAGCUUGUCACAAUGUUGCCUGUUACAAUGCAUGUACAGAGGAGUUUAUGUAAAUUGCUAGCACAAAUUCUUUGUGACUAUUGAAACCGACGAAAUGAAGGACAAUAAAGCAAAUUUAACUUAAAA